CCAGUGAUUAGUAAUCAUUAGAUAGUACUGUAGAAUAGUAGAUAGCAGAUAGCUUCUCCUCACUUUUCACUCAAGAAAUGCUUUGGAACGUGAAAACAAACAAACAUGCCUCGAAACGCAGGAAAUUGAUCAAAGAGAUUAGGUUUAGGGUUAGAAAAGUUCAUCGGAGCUAAUUUCAUUUCCACCGCCACCGCCACCGCCACCUGAACUCCGAUGUCGGAUAGAAUCAGCGACCUACCCGAUCCGAUCCUCUGUCAAAUUCUCUCCUCCCUCCCAACCAAACUCGCCGCAACAACAACCGUUCUCUCACACAGAUGAAAAUCUCUCUAUCUCCAACUCUCCAUCCUCGACUUCAACGACGAAACCUUCCAACACUUCAAUUCAUUCAUCCAUUUCACAUCCACGGUAAUUUCCUCUCGCGACAUCACCGUACCGAUCCAUUCCCUAACCUUCAAAUGCAGCAACAAAACCUCUUCCUCUCACCAACGACUGAUGCUCAAUGGAGUUCUCAACUCUGUUUUCGACCGAAUACGAGUCGAGAAUCUCCGUUCCCUCGAAAUCACAUCCAAUGGUAACCUAAUAGUUCAAUUACCCCGCCGCGUUCUUAGUUGUAAGAACCUUCAAGUUCUUAAGUUGAAUAAUGCAAUAAUGGAAGAUAGUUGUACUUCUAGUGGAUUAGGUUUUGAAUCUCGUUUCGAUUUUCCACUUCUCAAAAUUCUCCAUUGGAAUGGUCUUAAAUUCUUAACUGCAGAAUUUCUUGUCAAGUUUAUGUCCAGUUGUCCUGUACUAGAAGAAUUGCACGCGUAUGGUUCAUCACACGUAUCUCUUGUACAUGAUUCCGAGGAAAAGUUUAAUCCGUUUCCCAAUUUGGCAACCGCAACAAUUUUCGAUCAUAAUGUUCCGAUUACUUUGCUCUCUGAGGUUCAGAGUCUGCAUCUUAAAAUGAAUAGGAGGUGGAUCCGUUGCGAGCAGCUUCCCUUGUUUCAUCAACUCACCAACAUUGACAUCAUCUUUACCUAUAUAUUGUUAAAAGAUGCGCUGAAGUGGUUGCUAGAGUUACUCGGAAAUUGCCCCAAACUUCAAAAUUUUAAAAUUCAGGAUUAUACGGAUGGAUAUGGAUAUCUGAUUGAGUUGGUUGGCGACUAUUGGAUUGAUCCAUCAACUGUUCCACAGUGUCUUUCAUGGCAGCUCAAAACUUUCUUCCUUGGAGGCUACAAAGGCAACGAAAAUGAGUUCCAAUUUGUCAGAUAUAUUAUGCAGAACUCAAAGGUACUACAGACAGUGACAAUUAAGACCACCCUCGACGCAGAUAUCGAUAGAAAACACGAAAUGAUAAGGGAGUUAUCUUCAACUACAAUGAGUUCUACAGCAUGUAAGCUUUUAUUUGAUUGAUUGAUGCAGGAUGAGUAUGUAAUACUAGAUUCUACAUAUACAAUAGUAGAAUUUGAUGGUUUGAAAUGCACCAUAUUUGACGAUAAAGUUGAUGGUAUGGUGGAAAACAAACAUAAGUGUUGGUGUGUUUUUCUGUGUCAUUUACCUAUGUCAACCAAAUUCUAGAUAAAUAAACUUAGAGUUUGUAGUUGAUGUAUGGCUUGUAUUUUGUACCCUGGACGAGUUUGUUAUGGACUUGUGGGGGAGGAUUAAUAGAUGUCAUAAUCUGCAACUACAUGGUCGGUGUAGAGAGUAGAAUGACACCUUGCUUUCAAUGGAAAAACAACUAGCAUGGUCUUAGUUUUUGCACACCACUCUAAUAGCUUUUAGAAUUUCAUCACUAAUUCUCAAAAUAUUAUGGUUUUUGUUUUCUGUUUGUGUCUGACUUUGUAGUUUUGCUUGCUGUAGAUUUCUUGUAGUUUUUAAGUUUAAGAUUGCAGAUUUUUAAGUUAAUUAUUAGGCAUGAAACGCCGUACUGAAGAACUUGAUCAUGGAAACUGUUUUGUUAGUGCAUUGGUUACAAUUCUUGUGGUUUUCUAGCUAAACUAAACAUGGACUGCAAAACUCCUUCCACUCUUGAAGCCAUGGUUUUCUCUUCAUCUA
Messenger RNA from Vicia villosa (hairy vetch), 2034 nucleotides. RefSeq names its product putative FBD-associated F-box protein At3g50710. The record is from RefSeq and is a predicted model, not a curated record. The transcript is spliced from 3 exons. Bases 493 to 1392 code for a protein of 299 amino acids. NCBI's taxonomy places the organism in Eukaryota, Viridiplantae, Streptophyta, Magnoliopsida, Fabales, Fabaceae.